Messenger RNA from Phaethon lepturus (White-tailed tropicbird), 1666 nucleotides. RefSeq names its product echinoderm microtubule associated protein like 4 (gene EML4). NCBI's taxonomy places the organism in Eukaryota, Metazoa, Chordata, Aves, Phaethontiformes, Phaethontidae. Gene Ontology annotation, cellular component: mitotic spindle. The record is from RefSeq and is a predicted model, not a curated record. Gene Ontology annotation, molecular function: microtubule binding. The transcript is spliced from 14 exons. The annotation marks the transcript as partial. Gene Ontology annotation, biological process: microtubule cytoskeleton organization.
GGAGAGGCUUAAUCAAGUUAUACCUAGCCUAUGUCUCUCUAACAAGUGUGUUAAGUAUGUAUCUUCAGAGGUAAUCUUGAAUAACAUGCAGCUAGCUGAUAAAAGGAAAAAUUCAACAGAGGGAGAAUAUAUCAAGAUGUUCAUGCGAGGUCGACCAAUCACAAUGUUCAUUCCUUCUGAUGUAGAAAACUAUGAUGAUAUUAGGACAGAGCUGCCUCCUGAAAAGUUAAAACUGGAGUGGGUAUAUGGGUAUCGUGGAAGAGACUGUCGAGCCAAUGUUUACCUCCUUCCUACCGGAGAAAUUGUAUAUUUCAUAGCGUCGGUGGUGGUACUUUUUAACUAUGAGGAGAGAACUCAGCGACACUACUUGGGUCAUACAGACUGCGUUAAAUGUCUUGCAGUUCAUCCAGACAAAAUUAGAAUUGCAACAGGACAGUUAGCUGGAGUGGAUAAAGAUGGAAGGCCUCUGCAGCCCCAUGUUAGGGUAUGGGACUCGGUGAGCCUGGUGACGCUGCAGGUUAUCGGCCUCGGGACUUUUGAACGUGGAGUGGGGUGUUUGGAUUUUUCAAAAGCGGAUUCUGGUACUCAUUUGUGCGUAAUUGAUGACUCUAAUGAGCAUAUGCUCACUGUGUGGGACUGGCAGAGGAAAUCAAAAAUAGCAGAAAUAAAGACUACAAAUGAAGUUGUUCUUGCUGUAGAAUUCCAUCCAACUGAUGCAAAUACCAUAAUAACAUGUGGCAAAUCUCAUAUAUUUUUCUGGACCUGGAGUGGCAAUUCAUUAUCAAGGAAGCAAGGGAUAUUUGGGAAAUACGAAAAACCCAAAUUUGUUCAGUGUUUGGCUUUUUUGGGAAAUGGUGAUGUGCUUACUGGAGACUCAGGUGGGAUAAUACUUAUAUGGAGCAAAACUACUGUAGAAUCUACUCCAGGAAAAGGACCUAAAGGAGUAUAUCAGAUAAGCAGACAAAUCAAAGCUCAUGAUGGCAGUGUGUUCACACUCUGUCAAAUGAGGAAUGGGAUGCUGCUAACUGGAGGUGGGAAAGACCGAAAGAUCAUCCUGUGGGAUCAUGAUUUGAAUCCCGAAAGGGAAAUAGAGGUUCCUGACCAGUAUGGAACAAUCAGAGCAGUAGCAGAAGGAAAAGCAGAUCAAUUUUUAGUGGGUACUUCACGAAACUUUGUUCUGCGGGGAACAUUUAACGAUGGUUUCCUAGUAGAGGUACAGGGACAUACGGAUGAACUCUGGGGACUGGCAUCCCAUCCUUUCAAAGACUUAUUUUUAACAUGUGCUCAAGAUAGGCAAGUGUGUAUGUGGAACUCUGUGGACCACACACUGGAGUGGACCAGGCUCCUAGAUGAACCGGGGCACUGCGCUGACUUCCAUCCCAGUGGAGCAGUGGUUGCGAUAGGAACACACUCGGGCAGGUGGUUUGUUCUGGAUGCGGAAACGAGGGAUCUGGUUUCAAUACACACUGAUGGCAAUGAGCAGCUCUCGGUGAUGCGCUACUCAGUAGAUGGCACCUUACUUGCAGUUGGAUCCCAUGACAACUUUAUUUACCUCUACGUAGUAACAGAAAAUGGAAGAAAGUAUAGCAGACAUGGAAAAUGCACUGUAAGUUUUGGAGCAAAUAUAAUCAGCAGUUCUCGCAUUUUGAUGUUAUACAUACGCUAA